Messenger RNA from Penicillium bovifimosum, 858 nucleotides. It is a transcript of the gene rex4, whose product is annotated as putative 3'-5' exonuclease. Gene Ontology annotation, biological process: ribosomal large subunit assembly; rRNA processing. Gene Ontology annotation, molecular function: 3'-5' exonuclease activity; nucleic acid binding. The transcript has 2 exons. Lineage: Eukaryota; Fungi; Ascomycota; Eurotiomycetes; Eurotiales; Aspergillaceae. The record is from RefSeq and is a predicted model, not a curated record. Gene Ontology annotation, cellular component: nucleus. Bases 1 to 858 code for a protein of 285 amino acids.
AUGGACAAAACAGCGCUUUCCAGUAAUUGGAAGAAGCUGCAGGCGACCCUCAAGAAAGACACUGCCAAGCGCAAGUCCUCCGAUCGCGACUCCGGAGAUGCUACGAAGAAACGCAAGUUGAGCGAGAAGCAAAAGCCAUAUACCCACGCCAAACCAACUCUCAAGCGCAAGAGAAUGUCCGACAAGACCGAGGCCGGCGAUGAAGCGCCCAAAGUUGAGUCACGCUACAAGGAGAACGAAGGUCGUUCACCGACCGCCGAGAUAGGACGCUACAUCGCGAUGGAUUGUGAAAUGGUUGGCGUCGGACCAAACCCAGACAACGACUCAGCCCUUGCCCGUGUCAGUGUGGUAAACUUCAACGGCGACCAAGUAUACGACUCGUACGUGCGGCCGAAGGAAAUGGUCACAGACUGGCGCACGCAUGUGAGCGGCAUUGCUCCGAAACACAUGGUUGAGGCACGGAGCCUGGAGGAAGUCCAGAAGGACAUUGCAGAGAUCAUGAAGGACCGGGUCCUGGUCGGUCAUGCUGUCAGUAAUGAUCUCGACGCUCUUCUGCUCGGCCAUCCCAAGCGCGAUAUCCGGGAUACGAGCAAGCACCCGCCAUAUCGGAGGAUUGCGGGCGGUGGCUCGCCGCGGCUGAAGGUGUUAGCUGAGGAGUUCUUGGGGAUCAAGAUUCAGGAGGGGGCGCAUUCUAGUGUGGAGGAUGCGAGGGCUACGAUGGCUCUGUUUCGUCGGGAGAAGGACGCGUUUGAGAGGGAACAUUUGAAGAAAUGGCCGGCGAGGAUGAUGGCUGAUACUAGGGAGAAGGGGGAGGGGCAGAAAAAGAAGAAGAAGAAGAAGACGACUCGCAAGCGUUGA